CUGGCGUGUAAUUCAGUUGCCGUUCCAGGGGCAGCUGAACGGCAAUGAAACUGGUUGGUUUCAGGUUCUCUGGAGAACCGGAAUUUACAAACGGAAGUAACGGAACAUCGUGUACCGAUUCAUUGUGUAGGUGAUCAGAAUGAGUUUCCGAAAACGGCGCUCUUCUGCCACACUACAGUUGGAUGAGGCUUCAAGGAUACAAGCCAAUAGAAAGCUAAGUGCCACAUCAUUCGAACCCCUGGAAAAUAUGGUCGUCUGUCCGAUAGACUUGAAUCUUUUGGAAGAUCCUCGUCUGUUGCCCUGUGGCCAUGCAUUUUGCUGUGACUGCCUCACAAAAUACAUGCAUCAGCUGCCAAUGGGAGUCAAAGAGAAGGCCACCACCAACGAGGAACCCCGAUUUGCCUGUCCUAUAUGCCGAACUGUCUAUCCAGUACCCCCAGCGAAGAGUGCCAGCACAUUUCCAAAAGCAUUCAAUCAUCUGGUUAUUUUGGAGUUUCUCAGGAAAAAUCAACUGCAGACGUUUAAGAUUCCAAGCGCGCCACCACUUUCGGGCGAAAACGAUAAUAACAGCCGACAGGCUAUGGUGGCGAAUCAUCGAAAGUCAUCCACCCAAGUUAGUUCACAGAUGUUAAAUUACAUUGUCAACGACAUUACAGCCCGGGAACGUGACGGAAAGAUUAGCCCCGCAGACAGAGCUGUGAUCAUGGAUGAGAUUUCAAAACUUCUUCAAAGACUUGAAGGUGAUCAGAAAUCGUCAACAUCUCCAGUGGUAACAAAAAUCAAAGAACCACUACAAAUUCCCUCGGUCUCGAACUCAUCAUCACACUCGCCAAACGGAUCGGUACGAGGUCUCGGCAGAUUCCAUGCUUUUGCUGAUAAGGUACGACUACGAAGACGGUCGUCUGUGAGACCGGUUCAAACUGAGACACUGAGUUACACCACAUAUAGAGACGUAGAAAGUUUGCGGUGGUCAAUGAAACACAAGUCAACCUACGAGGUAUUGACUAAAGGAAAGGAUUGUUGUGUAAUGCGUGCAGGUGAGAAUUUUCAACCGGUUGAUAUGCAGCUUAUACCACAGUCCACAUCUGCUCAGGUGUUGAGAUGCACAUUGACCACCGAUGAAAACAGAAGGGCCUUGGUUUUAUGGAGCCAGAAGAUCAAACUCGAUCACCAUUCGAUCCCAGUUGAUUCAAAGAGACCAAAGAGUGCCAAGGAGAGUCUACAAGAAGAAACACGCGGUGCUGUGAGGUUGAACGGCACCGGUGCCCUUAAGGUGCAAUAUGUUCGGUUCUUCAAACAACAUAUAUACUUAACUGGAAUAAUCUCCUCUCAAUCCUCUACUCUGAGUGACCGGAAGACUGGAAGCAAUCUUCAGACAGACAGUUCUUGUUUCAGCAUCCCACCAGAAGAAUACGCUGUACUAGUUCGCUGUGAAGCUACUGGCCUAAAAGCGACGGAAAACGGGACAGAGCCCAGCGAUCCUUUUCCUAUCCGAGCUGUAUCAUGCCCGUUUCGUCGAGAUUCGGUUGGACAUGAACGUCUUGACCAACCUAUUCUGUCCGGGAUCGAUAUAGAUCGAACAAAUGGCGAUGUCUACCUGGCCCAACCGGCGAACGCCAUGAUUUGCCGCCUGAAAGCACACGACCUCAGUAGAACCGACGGAAUGUGGUACUUAAACGAACCACAGUUAUCACCGUGUUUCCUGUGCUAUACAAAUGAUACUAAGGAGGUUUGGGCUACGUGUCAACGUGAGGACAAAGUGGUCAUAUUAGACCUGGAAACCAAUGGCUUUCAUCAUUUCAAACCAUCCCUCUCUUUCGGCAUCAAUCCUUCACACAUCGUUUACACAUCCGAUCAACGGAUAGUCAUGCUGGACUCCGAACAGUCACGUCUGUUAUGGAUAGCCAAAAUCCACCACACAAUUUGUGUGCAGUUCUUGGACGUGCAAUUUCACGGUCGGCAACGCCGUAAAUUUCUUGCCAUUCAGCCAGUAGAUGAUACCGCGGUUAUGGCUGGUAUCUUAGAUUCACCAAAAAUUCAUCAUACCCUAAUCAGCGGUGGGAUCCUGUGUGCUCAUGAUUGUGGAUGUUCCAUAAUCUAUCCGAAGAAGCAACUAUCCAAGCUACGUUCUGUCCGAAUGGAUUGCACUUCAAUAUUCUCCUGCUGAGCAACCAGGCCACAGACGGUUCGAAUCACAGGAUCUUCUGUACCGUCCCGCAUUUCCCCGAUAACGCGACAAUGCCACUAUGCAAGCGCCUUCCACAGCGACAGAAUAUGAUUGGACCACCCAGGCGAUUAUUUCUCCUUCUCAUUAUCAGUUAUUAUUGAUAUUACUUCCUAUUGUUUUUUGUUGUCAUCUCCAUUUUCCAUACUUCCUGAGCAUUUACCUACAUUGCCAUCAACCCACAAGCCAAACAUGAUGUGCAGGGUUGUUUUGUUUUAUUCGCGGCGCGACGUGAAUAUGCAAUGCUUCCUGCCUGUUUCACUAAUUCGCAUAAUUUUAAACGUUGAUUUGCA
Molecule: messenger RNA, 2517 nt
Organism: Opisthorchis viverrini
Lineage: Eukaryota; Metazoa; Platyhelminthes; Trematoda; Opisthorchiida; Opisthorchiidae
Exons: 2
Coding region: 140-2167 (675 amino acids)
Molecular function (GO): metal ion binding
Source: RefSeq, a predicted model, not a curated record